Molecule: messenger RNA, 1822 nt
Organism: Linum tenue
Lineage: Eukaryota; Viridiplantae; Streptophyta; Magnoliopsida; Malpighiales; Linaceae
Source: the annotation of a GenBank genome assembly
UGAUAUAAGUGAUAACGCAGACGCACCGUCGCUCACAGAAAAGAAACCCUAGAUCGUUGCGGCCGAGAAACAAAGAAAGAAAAAGAGGGGAGACGAAACCAAAGCCGCUAGACAGGAAGAGAACAGAGAGCCAAAGAGAAAAAUCAAUCAACCAUGGCGGAGCACUUGGCGUCGAUCUUCGGUACCGAGAAGGACAGGGUGAACUGCCCCUUCUAUUUCAAGAUCGGAGCCUGUCGCCACGGCGACCGCUGCUCUCGCCUCCACACGAAGCCGAGCAUCAGCCCGACCCUCCUCCUCGCCAACAUGUACCAGAGGCCCGACAUGCUCACUCCCGGCGUCGACCCGGCCUCCCAGUCCCAGGGGCUCGACCCUCGCAAGAUCCAAGACCACUUCGAGGAUUUCUACCAGGACUUGUUCGAGGAGCUCAGCAAGCACGGGCACAUCGAGAGCUUGAACAUCUGUGAUAAUCUCGCGGACCACAUGGUUGGGAACGUGUAUGUCCAGUUUAGAGAGGAGGAUCAUGCUGCCAGUGCACUCCAGGCUCUUACUGGAAGGUUCUAUGCAGGGCGGCCGAUCAUUGUUGACUUCUCUCCGGUGACGGAUUUUCGUGAGGCAACAUGUAGGCAGUAUGAGGAAAAUGUGUGCAACAGAGGCGGAUACUGUAACUUCAUGCAUUUGAAGAAGAUCAGCAGGGAGUUGAGGAGGCAGCUAUUUGGGAGGAACAGGAGAAGGAACAGUAGGAGCAGGAGCCGUAGUCCCCCGAGGCACCGUGGCCAUGAUGAUCGUCCUCCUCAUGGCGGCCCACAUCAUGGUGGUCGUAGCUUCGGGAGAAGAGAUGACGACAGGGGUCACCACCUUGAGAGGGGUGGUGGUGGCAGGAGGCCAAGAAGCCGGAGUCCGCCUGGAAGAAGGGGAGGGGGCAGGAGCAGAAGCCCUGUAGGAGGAGGAAGGAGAAAUAGGAGUCCUCCAAUGAUGAGAGAGAUGAGAGAGAGUAGCGCUGAGAGGAGGGCAAAGAUUGAGCAGUGGAACAGGGAGAGAGAGCAGCCAGAGCCUGAUAAUAGGGGCGGUGAUCUUGAUGGGAACAACAGCAAUGGAUUGGCAAGAAACAAUGGCGGGGGUAGCUCCCCGGAUGAUCAUCAGUAUCAGUAGGGAUCAAAGCUGGAUGCUGCUACUCACCAACUUAAAGAGGUGGAGUACAGGUUCAGUUGUCUUGUGUCAACCCCCCUCCACUUAUCACCUCCUUUAACCAAUUGAACAGGCUAUCAAAUCAAAUUAGGAUAAGAAAAAGUGUUUUGAACCAUUGUCCUCUCUAAAACUUGUGUAGUUUCCUUUGAAAACCCUUUUCAGCAAGCUUUGUUUAGCCGGGGGCAGGUCUGGUCUGUAGAAUCUUCUGAGUUUGAAAAAGCUUAGUAAAACCACUAGGUACAGGUUCUUGCUUGGGUUUUUUCGGCGCUGAUAAAAACUGCAGGAGCCAUUGUUGCAGGUGGUGUUGGAGACGUAGCUUUGAGAAGAGGCAGAGUAGUGGGGGCAUUUUUCAAGUUUCCUGUUGUAGUCUUGUUAAAACAAAAACAUGUUCUUUAUGGAUUUGCUCUUUGUUGUUUUCUAGAUGUUGAAAGACAAUAUUGUUGAAUCUUAACUUAUCGACUUUGUUGCAUUCCUCUUGUUUCUUUGGGAUAUUCACAUGACAUGAUGAGAACCAUUCCUUUCUCCUAUGUUCGAUUAUGUAAAACAUAAUAUUUGUAUUGCUGUCAUAUAUGGGUGUAGUCUUGUUGUUGAUCGCACCCUUCUGUUUUCCAAACUUGUUGCAAGUUUUUCUGUGGAG